This is a messenger RNA of Eruca vesicaria subsp. sativa (arugula), 1251 nucleotides long. The record is from the annotation of a GenBank genome assembly. Lineage: Eukaryota; Viridiplantae; Streptophyta; Magnoliopsida; Brassicales; Brassicaceae.
CGCUGUUUCCUCUCUUUCUCUCCCAAUCUCCCUCUCCCUCCGACAAACCUAACCGAAGAUUCUCGCCGCGUAAUCGCUUUUCGAAAUUUACUUUUUACUCCGACCCAACACAUGGCGGCGACAUCGAACGAAGAUCCGAGUCUCUCCUACAACCACCGUUCUCCUUUCCGCUUCGAGCUGAUCCACUCUAUCUCACCCACCGAUCCGCUCUACUCUUCCUCAUCAACUCCUUCCUCCACGAAUCGGCCUCACUCAAUUCCUCUGCCGCUUCCGGAUACACAUUCGCCGCAAAUUCAUGCUCACUGGGACCACUCCUUCUCCCCGAUCACUCAGAAACUCCAGAAAAGUAGAAAGAAUAAUCGUAUACAAAAUGGAUCCAUUUCGAGUUCUAACAUGCCUGGAGAAACCAUAGACAUAGCUAAAGUCAUUGUCAAACAAGAUUCUCCUCAAGACCACACUAAACGUGGAACCAAGUCAAAGGUUACUAAACACUCCAAAACUGUGAAGCCAGAAGCACAACAACUUGGUGGCCCUAAUGGAAGUAAUCACUGUCGUUAUGAUAGUUCUCUAGGUUUGUUGACAAAGAAAUUCGUCAACUUGAUCCGAGAAGCUGAGGAUGGAUCACUUGACCUUAACUACUCUGCAGAUGUUUUGGAGGUACAGAAAAGAAGGAUAUAUGAUAUUACAAAUGUCCUUGAAGGAAUUGGAUUGAUUGAGAAAACUACUAAGAACCAUAUCCGCUGGAAGGGUGCUGACAAUCUUGGACUGUUGGAACUGGGAAAUCAAAUUUCUACGCUUAAGUUAGAAGUAGAAACUAUGCAAUCUGAGGAAAGCAGAUUGGAUGACCUUAUAAGGGAAAGACAAGAAGCUCUCAGAUCCUUGGAAGAAGAUGAACAUUGUAGAAGGUACAUGUUUAUGACGGAGGAAGAAAUAACUAGCCUCCCAUGCUUUCAGAACAAGACACUACUGGCAAUUAAAGCUCCUACAGCUAGUUGCAUCGAAGUUCCAGAUCCUGAUGAGGUGAUGAGCUUUCCGCAGAGACAAUACCAGAUGGUGAUUAGGAGUAGGAUGGGACCGAUUGAUGUCUACCUUUUAAGCAAAUACAAAGGAGACAGUAUGGAAACAGAUGAGUCUGCAGUGGAUACUUCAUCCUUGAAAAUAGUAACUUCAGAUACUGAUUUAAAAACAGAUUACUGGUUCGAGUCAGGUGAAGAAGUGACUCUCACUGAUUUAUGGAACAAUUUUUGCUGA